Molecule: messenger RNA, 840 nt
Organism: Cucurbitaria berberidis CBS 394.84
Lineage: Eukaryota; Fungi; Ascomycota; Dothideomycetes; Pleosporales; Cucurbitariaceae
Exons: 1
Coding region: 1-840 (279 amino acids)
Source: RefSeq, a predicted model, not a curated record
AUGGCCCCACGCAACGAUCGCGGACCGCACCGCAGUGCUCAUCGCCCCGACCAUGGUGGUACAGAGCGCCGCAACCGCAACGCUUACACUGGCGCCGGUGUCAAUGCUAGGCGUUCCACCAACGGUCGAGAUGGCAAUCGCAGGGUCCACUAUGAUCGGUAUACUCCGAGGGCUCGUGGUGGAGAUGAACGAGCGCGAGUUGAGCAUCCUAGAGGGCCUCUAGUGAAUCGCAUGACAUUUCCUGGGGAUUUGCCACGCGCUCGAGGUGCCACAGGCCGUGACCGUCCUCUGAGGCCUCCUCCUCGGCGUGGUCGUUACGUUGAGCCCCAGGGUCGCAUCCGCCAGCGCCAUGACGAGGGCGGUGGUAGACGAGACGUUCCUCAAGGUCGACAUAACAACAACGGUGCACAAGGGUUAUCUGCGCGCAUGACUGUCGAUGGCAAUGCCAAUGACGUGCGCAUGGACAACAACAACUCCCAGUUCACGACCGCCAACAACGCCACCGCAGCAACCCAAGAACCUUCUCUUUUCUACGGUUCCCAGCCUACCCAGGUCCCCAACAUACAGAUAUCCCCUUCGCCCCCUCCUCCCCCUACUGCUCCUGCCCUUCGCGCCACUACCUUUAAGCCGAUCCGCAUGUUCAACCAGCCUCUUGAUGAAGAUCAGCCCAAGCCUAAGCGCCCUAUCAACACCUACCGCGGCAACGACCCUAUCAAGAAGCUGGUGCAGAACCCGAAGCUUCGGGCUAUUCUAUCUGGUCGAGGGCUUCCGAAAACACGCAAGAAGGCGCUGGACGAUAGGCCAGACCUGCGUAUGGGCGUCAGCAAGAUUACCAAGUAG